Messenger RNA from Zingiber officinale, 1473 nucleotides. Its product is annotated as dof zinc finger protein DOF2.1-like. The transcript has a single exon. Gene Ontology annotation, biological process: regulation of DNA-templated transcription. The record is from RefSeq and is a predicted model, not a curated record. Bases 282 to 1271 code for a protein of 329 amino acids. Gene Ontology annotation, molecular function: DNA binding; DNA-binding transcription factor activity. Lineage: Eukaryota; Viridiplantae; Streptophyta; Magnoliopsida; Zingiberales; Zingiberaceae.
AGUCUCUUUGCAGUUCCCCAAAACCCCUCUCUCUCUCUGAUUCGGUUUGUUUGCUGAGAGACAACAAGUGCAUCCAUGGCAGUUACCCUAUUCCCCUCUCCAUUGUCCUAUAUAAUCAGUCCACUUCACAUUAUUCUCUUCAUAAUCCAUCGCUCUGGUCCAAGCACAAUCUCAGCUCUCAAAGGCUCAAAGCUACUGCAUUUCUCUCCUUUUUGCUGUUUUUUCUUCUUCUUCUUCUUUGCCUAGUACUCCAAUUAUAUAUCAUUCUCUCGAUCGGAAAAAUGAUCCAAGGAUUGUUAGGUGGAGUUGUGGAGGAGAGGAAGGCAAUUUCCCACCUCAUCGACCACUCCCCAACCUCCUCCACUAUCUCGUCUCCUUCUUCUUCAUUCACGUCGGCGGCCGCCGCCGGAGACCAGCAACAGCAACAGCAGCAGAAUCUUCGGUGCCCGAGGUGCGACUCCACCAACACCAAGUUCUGCUACUACAACAACUAUAACCUCACCCAGCCCCGCCACUUCUGCAAGACCUGCCGGCGUUACUGGACCAAGGGCGGCGCCCUCCGCAACGUCCCCAUUGGCGGCGGCUGCCGCAAGACCAAGGCCGUCCCCGCCGUCGCCACGGCCGUCUGCGGCGCUAAGACUUCGCCCAGCAAGGCCAAGCCGCCGGCCAACGGAUCCGACCUCAUGCUGAGGUCCGGAUUGGGCGGCGGCGGGAUGGACAGCGACUUCUCCGCCAGCAGCCCCUUGCUGUGGGCUUCGCCCCACACUUCCCAUCUGAUGAGCCUGUUAAGGUCCGGCGCCGGCGUGCAGAGCCCCGCCACGCACUGCGGUCCGGUGAGAGUCAAGGAGGACCACCUAAAUGCGCACGCCCUGAGCUUGGAUCCCCUGAGCCAGCUCGGUUUGGGCGCCUCUCUGUGGAAAAACUACUCCUACCAACAAGGACUGACGCAGCAAAAUGGCAACAACCUGAAGAUUGCCUGCGAAAUGCCGAGCUCAGAGAUCCAAGACCUGUACCAAAAGUUCAAAUCCUCGUCCAAUUACCACAACGACCCGUUGCAGAGUACCCUGGUCGGCAACGCCAAUAACGGUUCCUCUGCUUCGUGUUCUAUGCUGUCGAAUUCCGGCAUUGCUGCUCCUCCUUCAGCGACGACGACGGCGAUCUUGGACCCAAUCCCACAGCUGUCUACUGCAGCGGAGUUCGGUUACUGGAAUAUUAGCCCGUCUCUGGCGGCAUGGUCCGAUCUCCCCACUCCCAAUGGAGCGUUCCAUUAAGAGCUAGGAAAAUUUAUUACUCACUUUUGUUCCGUUGUAGCAUUUGUCGUUUGUUCAUGUUGGUGAACUGAGUUGAUAUCAUCAGUCGAAUUAUAGAUAUGAGAAAUGUGAUGCUUGUGGUUUUAUGAAUGUCUUCGAUUUGUGUCCAGAUGAAUCAUCUGCUACAUGAACAAUUGAGAGUUAUUAUAAUUUUUAAAGAAAA